Messenger RNA from Coprinopsis cinerea okayama7#130, 2184 nucleotides. Its product is annotated as other/FunK1 protein kinase. Bases 1 to 2184 code for a protein of 727 amino acids. The record is from RefSeq and is a predicted model, not a curated record. NCBI's taxonomy places the organism in Eukaryota, Fungi, Basidiomycota, Agaricomycetes, Agaricales, Psathyrellaceae. The transcript is spliced from 4 exons.
AUGUCUCCGACUGCCAAACCUCCUCGCAAGCCUGCCACACGCUCUGUGGCAAAGUCCAAAGAUUCUCUUUCUCAGCCUGCUGAGCCUACUACCAUGCUUUAUCGCGAUGAAGUCGAUCCUUCGAAAGACGCGGAGGACUUUGGUCGUUUGAAGUAUGCUACUGAGUAUGAAAUUAGCGCUAUCCAUGACGGCGACGCCAUCGUCGAUGAGCUGUGCACUAUUAGUCUCCGGACUGCGCGACUGAAGUCUUAUUUGACGGCUUCGCCCUACUGGAGCACCGAGGCAAACGCUUGGAAAGGCGUGUCGGGAAAGAGAGAGCUGCCUAUCGUUAUACGAGCUUAUCAGACCAUCAUCGACCACAUCUUGACUCACUUUGGAUUGGCGAAACCUUUCAGUGGCGGCCGUAAAGCUUGGGUGACUUGUAAUGAGGCGAUGGGGAACUUUAAGCAGGGUGACUUUCCCGUGCCUAACAUCUGUGUGACUGGGAAGGGCGACUAUCUCUCUGUUGACAAGCAAGAUCCGUCCAACCCCAGCUAUGAGCGGAGUCUUUUCUUCUGUCUCGUACAGCCCCACGUCGAGUUCGUGCCUCGUUCCUGGCAGCCACAGGUUUUCGAGCCUUUGGCUAGAUAUAUCUUCUAUGCGCAGCCUCAUCGUCGUUUCUUCCGCGUGCUUCUUCUCUCUCAGGGUGGCCACAUGCGCUUGUUCCAUUUCGACCGAAGUGGAUGUAUCAACUCAGCCGCCAUCGACAUCAACGAGAAUCCGGUCACCUUUGUGCGCACCAUCUUGAGCUUGUCCUCCCACGACGCUGCUGCUGCGGGAUUCGACCCUGAUAUUUUUUGGAAGUGGGAACACGUUGGGCCGGCACGCGUUCGACAAGGCUACAUUCGCAUGAAGACCGAGGACAGUGCGAAUACCCUCCUCAAGAUUGUUGGGAACGGCGCGUUCAAAAUGACGGCUGGUGUCGAAGGCGCGUCGAACUCGCUGUGGCAUGUCGUUGAUGAGUCGGGGCGAGACCUUGUUGUGAAAGAUGGGUGGAAGUACACUGGGAACCAUCCUGAUCCUCGGCACCUUGUUCGACCUUGGGAGCAUGAGCUUCUCCUUGCUGGAAAGGACCUGCCUGGAGUCUGUCAGAUCGUCGACUACUCGAUUGGAGUCUCAACUGCCGCCUUCCGGGGAGCUACGGCCCAUGUCCAUGGAUCCUAUGACGAGUUUACGCAUUACCGGUUCUCCAUGGAGAAAUACGGCAAGUGUGCGCUUGAGUGUGAGUCGGGGAAACAGCUUGUUUGCGGCGUCAAAUCUGCCAUUGGUGGCCACCAGGGGAUGUACAAGUUGAGGCGAAUCAUCCAUCGCGACAUCAGUCCCGGCAACAUCGUCUUCGGUACAGCGGAUCCUGAACCGGGCUGGGAAGGCGUGAUUAUUGACCCCGAGUUGGGCACCUACACGAACGGGCACCCUGAAGCCAACGAGGACCAUGCCAUCGCGACGUACAGGAUUGGAACGCAAUCUUACAUGUCGAUGCUUGUCUGUGGGACUUACAAUGGGAUGAUCCCGCAAUUCAAACACGACCACACUGAUGAUCUGGAAUCAUUCUUUUGGAGUUUCCUCUACAUUCUUUCCGCUUACGAAAAGCCUGGAGUGGAAAAGCCCUCUAUCCCCAAGAUCCUCGAACCCGUCUACUUCUCGGAAAACAUGGGUGAAGCGUAUAUAGCCAAGACGCGGUUCCUGGGCAAGAGAUUGGAUCAAGAGACGCUGGAUGCGAUUAUCAGUCCGUCCUGGGGACACCUGAGGGAGAAAGGCGGUCUGGUCGAUAAGUUCCAUGAUUAUAUCUCUGACCUGGCCUUUGAGAAGGAGCAUUAUGUGCGAGGCGGGGUUCGGGACGCCAAGAAGCUUGAAGCGUUUGUGGCCAAGUCGGAUGAGCACUAUGCGAGAAUUUUGGAGAUUUUCCAGGAGGCGAUUGAGGGAUUUGAGAAAGCUAGGGAGGAGGAGGAGGAGGAUGCUCCUCGUGGAGGCCCGCUUACACCCAGUAGAGCUGCGAAUGUUCAACGACCUCGCGAGGCUCGCGAUGGCAAGAAGCGGAAGGUUGACAACGAGGAUACAGAGGACCGGUACAACAAGCGAGUUCGGGAUGACGAGAAUUAUGUGUAUGAGUACGAGGUUUAUGAGGGGGAUAGUUUUGAGGUUUAG